Molecule: messenger RNA, 2142 nt
Organism: Seminavis robusta
Lineage: Eukaryota; Bacillariophyta; Bacillariophyceae; Naviculales; Naviculaceae
Source: the annotation of a GenBank genome assembly
AUGCAACCACUUCCCAGCGACGACAACGGUGACCCUGACCCGGGUUCCGUUAACAUUAACGAGUCUCACACGGAACCUGGAUCACCACCAUCUGAUAAAAUCACACAAUCUGGCAAGAAAAAGGAAGAAGAAACAGAAGAGGCAGAUUUCUGUGCACAACGCGAAGUAAUGGUAGAGCCAAGUGGCGAGCCACACGACGAGAACAGCUCAAUGGAGACGGAACAGCAAGAUGAACAAAAACAAGAAGAAAACGACGAAUCAUCGGCAAUAGGUCCCAUUCGAACAGAGGAGCUAGUUGUCACCAAGAAGGAACCAGAAGACCUAGUCAGAAGCUCGACCAAUCCAACGGCACCUGGGAAACUCGACGGAUACCUUGAUGAAAACGCGAGCAACGCACAGCAAGCCACUCGAGACUCGGUGGCAAGCCAGAUUUCCGAGAACCGUGAGCUUCGCGGCUUGACCAAGAAAAUGGAUGAAAGAGAUCGACUUGCCAAGGGCAGAGCCAAGCAUGGCCUUGGUAGUAGCCGUCACGAGCCCGUCCAGACUACAAGGGUCAGCCAAAGGAAUAUUUUGCUCUCCGAAGAAAGCCCCCAACGUCACAAUCGCAUGUCGCUGUCCCGGGAAAAGCUUCGCAACACUUAUCUCCGAACUGGAAUAAAGCCAGGGGCAUAUCCUGACAGAAGUCCUCUCGAGAAUACUACAGAGUCGGGAUCGGACCGCUUGCUAGUUUCAAGGCAGCAGUACCUUCAAGUGACCCGAAGCGAAGCAGACAUUGCGGUUGAGCCGGACCUGGAGGAAGGACGAUAUUCCUCUGCCCCUUAUCUGGGUAUGGAUGAUCAACCUUUAGUAGAAGCCUUUGUCGUGGCCGAUGAGGUUCCCUCAGUGAGUACUGCUCCGUCUCCUAAAGGAGAUAUGAUCCAACCCACUCUAGCUGCAGGUGACCACCUGGAAAAGCCCAAGGUCGUUGCGGACGCGUCAUCGCUGCCACCGCAAGACACCACCAAUGUCAAGCUGACCGAUCUGCUGCUCCAUCGGCAAAUGUUGUUGUUGAUUGGUUGCUUAAUCUGUUUCUUCUCCAUCGCCAUCAUUGUGGUUAUGGUCCUCGUAACCACAUUGCUGGGCAACACAACCGGCACCCAAGGUCAUCUUUCGGCAAGUGGUAACUCGCCGGUGCAAGCCAACGUCACAGCUCUCCCUGAAGUAAUUCAAGAUGCAAAUGCAGAGCAAACUGCAGUAGCUACAACUGAGCCAACUGGUCUUUUCGUCCGAUUGCCAACACCCUCGCCGAUACCACAGACAUUAGCGCCAAGUCCACCCCCAACGGAGAAGCGACCCGCAGCAAAGGAGAAUAUCCCGAGCACAACUCCUCCAUCCCAAGCACCAAUCCCACCAGCAAACAGUCCUUCUGCAACGACUAGAAGUCCUGCAACGACUAGAAGUCCUACACCAAGUCCAUCCCGUGUGGCUACAGACCUCCCGACUGCAUCACAAACAGCCAGACCAACCCUUGAGCCGACUCUGAAUCCAACAGCGCAGCCAACACUGAUGCCAAGCGUGGCUCCCACUUUUCUCAUCACACCCUCGCCAACCUCCAAAGCGCCUACUGCAGCUCCAACAAGUCCCUCGCCAACCCUGAUCCCCACCGCAACUCCUUCGGUUGCGACUACAGACCCGACGGGGGAGCCAACGCCCGAGCCAACGGAGGAACUCACUUUCUCCGCCCCGUCUCCCACGAUUCCGGAUGUCAACAGUGUCCUGGUGGAUUUCACUGUAGUCUACACACUUGACAGCGAGGGAUUCCCAUCAGUGGAGGAGCAAUCGUUGCUGGAUGACGAACUGUUGGACUUUUUUGCAGCUGGCCUGCGAACUGGGUUGGACUCAGACUCUGCUUCUCGUCUUUAUGAUCAGUCAAUAGAGUACUCGGAGCAGCGUCUUGCUGAUUUGGGAUGGUGGCAGAAUCUUUUGGUAGAGUUUACGUUUGACGGCGGUUUGCCACCUCUGCAAGUUAUUGUUGAUUCCUUCAAUUUGCACUUGGAUGUCGACAGUUUGUUGAGGGAUACAGUCCGUCCCACCGGUGCCUUCUUUUCGACUGCAAGUGCACUCAAGUACGAGUUUGAUAUUGCGAGUUAUGGCGGUAACUGA